UCCGCUUUUGCGUUACGGGAUGCCGUUACUUGUAUCUUUAUUCCUUCCAUCAAAUAGAGAGCAAGUGGAAAGGUCAAUUUAUAAAUAUUCCUGUUUCCUCAAUCCCCCCCUCCCCCACAACAACUGGAGUAGGAAUCAAUGUCCCGAACCAGUGGCUUCAUCUUUCAUUCUCCAUAUUACGAUUUCAUCUUCGUUAUACAGUACAAUCUUUUUGUCGUUAAGGCAUAUAUUUGCUUUCUAACACAAGAUCCACCUCGAAGACGAGAGUCUUUUGUCUGGUUUUGUCGAGUAAGGUUAAGAUAAUAUUCUUCAAUAUGAUGAGAGACGUCGUCACUCCUACCUUGUUCACUAUUGUGUUCAUGCUCUUCACAGGCCUCUAUGGCUUCGUAAAGUUCUCGCAUCAGAAUGACUAUGCGACUCACCACAACAUGGUAACCAAGGCGAAGGAGCAUGUAGGCUCGGUCUCGGCCGUAGCCACACCGGUUUACCACGACAAUCUUGGCGAUGAGGCACACCAGCAUGUUUCUAUGUUAGAGGACCAGCACGUCAUCACCGGCUUCUCCCGACCACUCAUUACAUAUUCCUAUGUUGAGUCCCCAACCGCUCUGGAGAAUUUGAUGUUCUUUCUCGACAAUGGUCUGCAUGGCGCCGCCGAUUUCAUCUUCAUCCUAAACGGACCUACCGACGUUGCCAAAUUCAUCCCUAGCAGGACCAACAUUCAAGUUGUCUCGCGACCAAACGAAUGUUUCGUCCUCGGCGCACACGGUGAAGUUCUCCGCAAGGAUGGUUUGUACAAGAAGUAUAGUCGUUUCAUCACUCUCAACUCUGACAUUCGAGGUCCUUUCCUACCUUACUCGAACCAUGGCUGCUGGAGUGAUGCGUUUCUACACCAAGUCACCGAGGACGUCAAGCUUGUCGGAAUGACUGCGAACUGCCUUCCAAAGUUCCACAUUCCGUCAAUGAUCUGGGCAACUGACACACUCGGCAUGGAACUUCUCCUUAACCUCCGCGAAGAUGCAUCAGCAUCGAACACAGCCUCGGGCAAUGGACAAGUAGCCGCAUUUCAAGGAUGUUAUAGCAACAAAGAGCAAGCUUUCAAUGGCGAAGUCGAAGCUACGGCUAUCAUCAAGAAAGCAGGUUACGAGGUCGAUGCCCUGAUGACAGCUUUCCACGCCUCUCAAGAUUAUGAAGAGUAUUGCGCUAAGGACCCUGUCGGAGACGUUCUCGAAGACAAGCAGUACAAUAACACAGACGCACACCCGUACGAGACCAUAUUCAUAAAGGCGACCCGCGACACUGACCCAGUCACCGUUGGUCGAUUGACAGAUUGGUACCAGUCUCACGCUAGCAAUGACACCUUGGGCAUGUGUGGUUGAAAUUGUUGAGUUGAACUAAUCUGGGUGGUGUAAAAAGGGUGUUGUCAUACAUUAACCACAAAAUUCCGACGAUGAGGAUAUGUUCAAAAGUUAGCUACCAUUCAAUUUUCUAGGCCGGCUUUCCUGUAGGCGAAAGCUAAAUAAUAAUCCAAAGUCGCUUUAUAUCGUUGUAAACUUCCC
This is a messenger RNA of Hypoxylon trugodes, 1556 nucleotides long. RefSeq lists its product as uncharacterized. The transcript is spliced from 4 exons. The coding region runs from base 315 to 1376 and encodes 353 amino acids. The record is from RefSeq and is a predicted model, not a curated record. NCBI's taxonomy places the organism in Eukaryota, Fungi, Ascomycota, Sordariomycetes, Xylariales, Hypoxylaceae.